UUACAACAAACCUGAUCACAAACUACUCUCUUCAACAUCCCGGGCCAUAAAUAUUUUCCUUUUUACUGUUGUUGUAUUUUUAUUUCUUAACGGGUUUAGAGACGGUGUCAUUUGUAAAAUGCCCAUCGAAUGAAACCGACCAAAGAAUUAGAAGCGCAAUCAAAAGUACCUGUAGAUGUGAACACAGGUGUGAUGUGGUGAAAUUCAAUCGCGCCUGCAGCGUACUGAGAUCAGAUGAGAAAACCCCACAGUAAACUACACGUCUGUAGUUCUGAUUUACCUCGUGAAAACCAGAUACAACCGUGUUUCACGGGGGAAUACGUCUCCUCAUCAAAACACACGGGACUACCUUAUAUUUAUGGAAAUAGGCAUUUGAGUUAAAAUAAACUUCCUUCAGGAGUUUCAUGUCUUGCGGUGUUCUUUGACGGGCUGCAGUGGUUUUCGUUUUGAUCUGUCAGAGAUCAUGCAUUGGGGUUCAGAUCUUUGGGAUCAGCAUGAUGUGAUCGAGAGACACACUCAGAGCGGACUGGAUCUGCUGGAGCGAUAUGUGAAGUUUGUCAAAGAGAGAGCUGAGAUCGAGCAGAACUAUGCCAAACAGCUCAGGAACCUCACUAAAAAAUAUUCCAGACGAGGCGUCAAAGAAGAUCAGGAUGCAAAGCCGACCAAUCAGCAGGCGUUUCAGGACGUGCUGAACGAGCUGAACGAUUACGCAGCUCAAAGGGAGCAGCUGUCCGAGAACAUGACAGUGAAAAUCUGUGUGGAGCUCAGCAAAAACCUGCAGGAGCUGCGACAGGAGCGCAAGAACUAUCUCGGUGAUAUUAAGAAAGCUCAGCAGAACCUGGAGAGCAGCUUCAAACUGCUGGAGACUAGUAAAAAACGUUUUGAGAAGGAAUGGAAAGAAGCAGAGAAAGCCAAUCAGCAGACAGAGAAAGUCCAGCAGGACCCCAACGCCACUAAACCAGAUGUAGACAAGGCCAAACAGCACGCUCACUUCCGCGUGCACUUAGCGGACGAGUGUAAGAACGAAUACGCUUCACAGCUCCAGAAAUACAACAUGGAACAGAACAACUUCUACUACGUCGAGAUCCCGUUUGUGUAUAAGAAGCUGCAGGAAAUGGAGGAGCGGCGCAUCCGGAUGUUAGCCGACGGUUACGUGCAGUUCUCCGAAACCGAGAAGAACGUCCUGCCCAACAUCAACAAGUGUUUGGACACGAUCAUCUCCACCGGGAGGAACAUCAAUGAGAAACAAGACACUCUGGCUCUCAUAGAGCAGCAUAAAACGGGCGCGAAGCCUCCUGCCGACGUGGAGUUUGAGGAUUACAGUCAGGUAGUCAGAGCUCCCGCAUCUGACAACCAGCCGAAAGUCCGCAUCAAACAGCUGUUCCACAAGAAAAACAAGUUUCAGGUGACAUCUCCUGAUAAGAACACGCCACCAUCGUUGGAGGAUCUCUCUCGUCUCCCACUGGAUCAGAGGAGGAGGCGUCUGCAGGAGAAGAUCGAUGACAUUCAGAAGGAGCUGCAGAGAGAGACGGACCAGAGUGAGGCUCUGAUGAGGAUGAAGGGCGUUUAUGAGCAGAACUCUCAGCUCGGAGAUCCGUCCAGCCUUCAGCCUCAGAUCACACAGACCGCUCAUAACAUCGCCAAACUGAGAGGAGAGCUCAACAAAUACCAGGUCCAGCUCACUGAAGCCGGCGGUGGGACGCUGCAACGUUAUCCUGCCAGUUCAGAGUAUAUCGCUGUGCUGAGCGAGUCCAGUGUGUCUCCGUCAGAGAACAUCUACGAAUGUGAUUUUGAUGAGGACUUUGACAUCGACGUGCCCAUUGGCCAGUGCAAAGCGCUCUAUGACUUUGACGGGAGCAGCGAAGGUGCCAUAUCCAUGCGUGUGGGCGAGCAGCUGAGUCUGAUGCAGGAGGAUCAGGGCGACGGAUGGGUCCGAGUCCAGAGGGCCAAUGGAGACGAGGGAUACGUGCCGGCGUCCUACAUCCAGACCAUCUGAUCGCACCUUUAUCCUCCAUCACAAACAGCUGAUAGCGUGUUUUAUGGGAGCGUGAGCUGCGCUCGUGUGACUCCGCCAACUCUUGUGUUUUUUAUGUUACGGGGAGUGUUUUUACUUUAAGUUGCAUGUUUUUGAUUUCUUCCUUUUCUGUCAGUGUGCCUUAUGCUGCUUCUGGUGUUUUCCUGCACAUUUGUAGUUUUAAAAUGGACUUUGGUGGACUUUUCUGUUGCGUUUGGUCAUUAUUGCAUGUAGAAGCCUUCAGCUGUCGUUGUAAUGUCAUGAAGUAUAAAUACAGUCAAGGGUGUCCAAACGUAUGCUAAAUGAUUGCCAUAUUUAUUUUCAAGAUCCGUUCAACCCAAAAACAAUAACUACGACAAUAUAGAAGCGUCCACACGAUAUCAAUAA
Messenger RNA from Labeo rohita (rohu), 2401 nucleotides. RefSeq names its product thyroid hormone receptor interactor 10b (gene trip10b). Lineage: Eukaryota; Metazoa; Chordata; Actinopteri; Cypriniformes; Cyprinidae. Gene Ontology annotation, biological process: signal transduction. Gene Ontology annotation, molecular function: protein binding. The record is from RefSeq and is a predicted model, not a curated record. The transcript is spliced from 15 exons. Bases 464 to 1996 code for a protein of 510 amino acids.